CGGUGCGUUUUCAAAGGUUCCGUUAUCAAUCCCGUGCAGGCGCACGAGGGGGGCGGAGUGUUACCCAGCAUGCACCGAGCGACGGCAAAGAAAAGCCCGGGGCUAUUACUGUGUCUUUACAAUACAUUGUAAAGCCCGACCUCCUUAGUGAAGAACUUGGACGGGCGUCGACCCCGCCCCUAUAUGGAUGACGUCAUUGCCAUAACUCAAGGCGGAAAGCACCUGCGAGUCAGUCUGGGUCUGGAGGCGCUCGGUGUGCGACAUGUCCUCCGCUUUACCAGACUGUCUCCGUGAGUUAACCCGUCCAAACCAAAGCAUGGACAAGCUCUUGGGAUUUUACAUUUUGAUCUUGUUCCUCAAACCCUCGGAGGCGUCUCCGCUGUCCAACUGCAGGGAUGGGCUGGAGUACACCAACGGCGUCUGCUGUUCCAAGUGCCCAGCCGGUAAACGCCAGGCGUCACCCUGCACCCGACCAGGAGAAGCGGGGACGUGUGAGGAAUGCGAUGACGGGACCUUCACCGAGCACGCCAAUGUGCUGAAUCAAUGCUUGAAGUGCACGCGGUGCCGCGCAGAUCAGGAAGUUGUAAGGCCGUGUACUCACACUCAGGAUGGUGAAUGUCAGUGCAAAGCGGGGCGCUUCUGUGCCCCUGACCAGGCGUGCGAGGUGUGCAAGAAGUGCUCAAGGUGUAAAGAAGAUGAAGAGCUAGUGAGGAACUGCACCUCCACUAGCAACACAGAAUGCAAGAAGAGGCAGCUGCAACCUACCUCUGCCUCAGGAAAUGCCUGGGUGUUUGUGCUGCCUAUACUCGCUUUAGGACUACUCGCAGGGAUAUUUAUUGUGUGGAAAUGUCUAAGAGGAAGAGGCUCUCCGAUGAAUCCACACGGAUGGAAAGCUGGAAAUCCCGACAGCGACGACUGUGCUGACGAGGACGUCAACGACCGGAGCAACGGAGGCACCCAGAGGCUCGGCUGCCUGAACGUGACGAUGCCGUGGCACCUGGUGAGGGCCGCAGAGGGCGAGCGGAAAACGCUGCGCCACAGCCCCGGCAGCUCGACCAGUAGCUCCGAGCGCAGUCUAACCGGCUUCCCCGCCUCCCCCGCCUACCCCGCACCUCCCCCCCGGGCCGCCCCCACGGCCCCCGUGCAGCCCGACCGCAGGGAGGAGGAGGAGGAGGAGGAGGUGUUCCCCAAGCUUGUUGCUGUGAAUGGAGAAGAGUCUCUCCGGAAGUGCUUUGAGUAUUUUGAAGAUGUGGACGUCCACCUGCACAAGAAAUUCUUCCGCCACCUCAAUGUCUCCGACAACGUGAUCAAAAGCAAGGACCACCUUCCCUACGAUGACAGGAUCCACGACCUGCUCACCAUUUGGGUGGAGAAGGAGGGCCGGGGCGCCACCUUAAACGACCUGCUGACGGCGCUGCUCAACUUGCACCAGAGGCGCACCGCCGAGAUCAUCAAGGAGAAGGCGAUGCGCCACGGCCAUUACAAUGUGGAAGCUUAGGGGGGUGUUCGGAAACCAAGGCAACCUGGUUUACCUUGCUUUCUAUACACUGAACCUCACGGGUAUCACUAAUGACUCCAGAUGGACCGGUUCUAUUGGCCCAUUCUGGUCAGAUCUCGAGGCCUUCCAUCAUGGUGGGUUUGGCGGUUCCCCCCCCCCCAAACACGUUGCCACGCUGUACAGCUCCCAUGUGUAAGCUUUCAGUCUGCCAGCUCUAAAUUAGUUGGGGUGCUUUCUAACUGCAAUGAGAUUUCCUAAUUUCAUUACAAGAAGUAUUUGCCGUCCUGAUUUACAGUUCCUCUGUGUCUAUUGUUUCACAUAGUAACUCUGGUGUUAAUCAGACCUUUAUUUAUGAUUUUUUUUAUCAUUUCUUAAGAUGCAUUUUAUUUAUUCAGUCACAAAAAAACAUUCUGUUCUGUCCUCAGGGAUAAAUGUCUUAACUGUGACAGGGAGCAAACAUGCAGCUAUGAAACAAAAAUCCUUGAAAUCAAAAGGUUUAAAGGUUGAAGUUAUCAAGGUAGAGAUCAACUAUGUUUGGUGUUGUUCAAAUAGUGCCUUCUCUGCCUGACUUGUUUGAAUAUACAUGCAUGCAUGUUGCCUUCAUGCAUGCAUGUUCAUUUAAGAGUGUGAUUUUACUCAGCGGUUCAGAACUUUCUCUGAGCGCCUGAUCCAAAUGGAUGCACUUUGGUCAGUCCUGACCUCCAGACUGACAGCGGGGAGGCUUACAAAGACCCACUUGUUUACUGUGCCUUGCCUUGCCUAUCAUUUUACUGAUGAUUUAGUCAUGUUACAUUUCACUUCUCGCUCGAAAUCUCAGUUCCUGUCUUUGUCAGUGAAUUGUUUUUUUUAUUACAAGUUGUUCAGGCUGUGAUUUCUUAAAGUGGGUUAAAAGUUGAAAUACUACUGGUUUGGAACAAUUUGGUUGCCUUCUUCCAACAUGGUGGAACUGUUUCUUUAUUUGUGCGUGGGGGGGGGGGGAGAUUCUUACCACCCCCAGGGUCUGCCCACUAUGCAGCGCUGCUCCACUAUUCCACAUGUUGUUCUUUAGUGCUAAUCAUGGUGAAACGUUGUGUAAAAGAAGGCAUUUGUUACUUGAAAAGAUAUUCAAGUUGGGUUCCUAGCUAAAAACCUGUGUCGCACUAUAGCAUUGUGUUAACACUUGUUGAUGAAUUUAACUUCAGCAUACAUUUUGCUUUUAAUGAUUAACGGAAUAAAGACCCUUUCCAGCCAAUGUGCCUCAAUGAUCUGUCUAAAAACUGCACAUAAAUAUCACCACGCAAGUUCUUUGCACU
Messenger RNA from Pungitius pungitius (ninespine stickleback), 2790 nucleotides. RefSeq names its product hematopoietic death receptor (gene hdr). Gene Ontology annotation, molecular function: tumor necrosis factor receptor activity; protein binding. Bases 263 to 1498 code for a protein of 411 amino acids. The transcript has 11 exons. The record is from RefSeq and is a predicted model, not a curated record. Gene Ontology annotation, cellular component: external side of plasma membrane; CD95 death-inducing signaling complex; membrane raft. Gene Ontology annotation, biological process: regulation of stress-activated MAPK cascade; motor neuron apoptotic process; extrinsic apoptotic signaling pathway in absence of ligand. NCBI's taxonomy places the organism in Eukaryota, Metazoa, Chordata, Actinopteri, Perciformes, Gasterosteidae.